This is a messenger RNA of Manihot esculenta (cassava), 2595 nucleotides long. Its product is annotated as calmodulin-binding receptor kinase CaMRLK. The record is from RefSeq and is a predicted model, not a curated record. Bases 156 to 2216 code for a protein of 686 amino acids. The transcript is spliced from 2 exons. Gene Ontology annotation, biological process: protein phosphorylation. Gene Ontology annotation, molecular function: ATP binding; protein kinase activity; protein binding. NCBI's taxonomy places the organism in Eukaryota, Viridiplantae, Streptophyta, Magnoliopsida, Malpighiales, Euphorbiaceae.
GGCCAAUAAAACCAACCGAGAUUUAGCCUCUUUCCUACUCUUUCAUUUGUGUAUCGUCUUCCCUGUCUCUCUCUCUCUCUCUCUCUCCCUCCCUGUUCUUUCUUUCUUUCUACUAUGGGAAAUAGAUGUGAAGGCAGCUGAUACUAACACAAAAUAUGGAAAUGUCUAGCAGAUUCUUGCUUGUCUUUUCUCUGCUUAUUGUGCUUGUGGAAUCGGAAUCUACUACCUGCAAUAUUACGGACCAAGAGAUGCUCUCUAAGGCUUUCAGGUCUGUUUCUGGGUUCAAUCUUUCAUGGUUCCAGCCUGCAGACUCUAACUGUUCUCUUCCUAUAAAAGAAAUAAGGCUUUCUUCAAGAAACUUGAGCGGCAUCAUUUCAUGGAAGUAUCUCAAGAACAUGUCGGAGUUGCACGUCGUUGAUCUCUCCAGCAAUUCACUUCAAGGUCAUGUUCCUGGUUGGUUCUGGUCUAUACAGAGCUUGGAAGAAGUCAAUCUGGCUGAAAAUAAGAUUGGAGGGACUAUCGGAUUUGAACCCAACUCAGGAAAUGCUUCCUUUUCCUCAAUCAAAGUGCUGAAUCUCUCAACCAACAGGUUCACCAAUUUGGGUAAACUCUCUGGUUUUCCAAAUUUACGAGUUCUUGAUCUUUCACGCAAUAAUCUUGGUUCUUUGCCUUCUGGGUUCAGUACGUUGACAAAGUUAGAGUCGCUUAAUAUUUCAAGCUGCAACAUUUCAGGCAACAUAAGAGCCAUUUCAGGUCUUCAUUCAUUGAAGUCUUUAGAUGUAUCAAACAACACCAUGAAUGGUACUUUCCCUUCGGAUUUUCCUUCUUUAGAUGGCCUCAUGUUCUUGAAUGUUUCCCUGAAUAACUUCACUGGAACGGUUCACUCUGACAAGGCCAGCAAAUUUGGAAACUCUGCUUUUCUUCACGGAGGCAGUUUAAAUUUCACUGCCUCCAAAUCCCCGAGCAAUCCCAUCAAGCCUCAGUCAAAAGCAGUCCCACCUCACAUCAAGAGCAACCCAAAACACCCAGCAGUCCACAAAAACACCGCCAAGAAAAUCAAAUCCAAAUCAAAGACUAAAACAUUAAUCGUUUGCGUCUCAUCCAUAUCAACGUUUCUUCUUGUAUCUAUUGGUAUUUCUGCCUUGUGCAUGCACAGGAGAAGAAAGCUUGCCGCUAGAAACAAAUGGGCAAUCUCAACACCAGUAAUCCAAUUCCCUUUCAAGGUGGAGAAAUCAGGGCCGUUCAGUUUCGAAACGGAGUCCGGUUCAUCAUGGGUUGCAGACAUCAAAGAACCCACAUCAGCCUCAGUGAUAAUGUCCUCCAAGCCGUUAAUGAACCUGACUUUCAAGGACCUAAUAGCAGCCACCUCACACUUCGGUAAAGAAUCACUACUUUCAGAAGGCAGGUGUGGACCCCUUUACCGAGCUGUCCUACCAGGAGACGUCCACGUGACAAUCAAAGUCUUAGAGAACGCAAGAGACAUUGGCCAUGAGGAAGCGGUGGCUAUAUUUGAAGGUCUCUCGAGGCUGAAACACCCAAAUCUGUUGCCUCUGUGUGGGUACUGUAUUGCAGGUAAAGAGAAGCUGGUUCUGUACGAAUUCAUGGCCAACGGAGAUCUUCACCGUUGGCUCCACGAGCUUCCAACACUUGAACCCAAUGUGGAGGACUGGAGCACCGACACCUGGGAGCAUCAGAAUAUAUCUGGGUCCCACGUAGCUUCCCCUGAAGAAAAAACUAAUUGGCUCACGCGCCACCGAAUUGCCGUCGGGGUGGCUCGUGGGCUUGCCUACCUUCACCAUGCUGGCUCUUUCCACGGCCACCUGGUCGCGUCCAACAUUCUCCUCUCUGAUACCCUGGAGCCAAGAGUAGCUGAUUUCGGCCUCCGAAAUAUCUAUCCGAAAAAGAAAAAUAUCGGAUCAGACAACGAAGACUGCGGAGUUGAAUUUGACGUCUACUGUUUCGGGGUGGUCUUGAUCGAGUUAAUGACAGGUAAGCAAGGGAACCAAGAGACUGUUGGAUGGGUAAGAAGAUUAGUGAGAGAAGGGAGAGGCGCAGAUGCUCUCGACUUAAGAUUAGGAGGGGACCAUGACUCAGUGAGCGAGAUGGUUGAGUGCCUCCGAGUUGGGUACCUUUGUACUGCGGAGUUUCCAGGAAAGAGGCCAACCAUGCAGCAGGUUCUGGGUUUGCUAAAGGACAUACAUCUCGAGUUGAAUUGAGUUUCAGUGAGUCAACCGAGUCAAGUUUUCAAAAUCUGGACAAUGGAAGGACGACAACGCCUGUAGGUUUUGGUUGGAAUUGGAGCGAGUUCAAGCAUUUGAGAGUGAACGGAAAUUAAUUUAAUUUUGCAAGGAGACCAUAUCUUGUUGUCUCUCUGAAGAAAUUUUCUAUUAAAGAAAAAGAAUGUUCAAUCUAGCUAAUGGUUAUGUAUAGAAAGAAAUUAAAAAAAGAAAAAAAGGGGUCCAAAUUCCAAAAGCAAAAGCUUAAAAAAAAACAAAAGAAAAAGAGAAAAAGGGAGACAAAAGGAUGUGGGGGUAUGGUAAGAUGAUUUGGCAGAACACAUAAGCAGAGAAUCCCACUUAUUUUUUUUUCUUGUCU